Molecule: messenger RNA, 1366 nt
Organism: Klebsormidium nitens
Lineage: Eukaryota; Viridiplantae; Streptophyta; Klebsormidiophyceae; Klebsormidiales; Klebsormidiaceae
Source: the annotation of a GenBank genome assembly
GGCCGAAGCCACCUGCAAGGGCGCUGCAUUCAGCUGCAUUCCGGAGAUGAGGAGCUCCUGCAAAGGCUUGCCAUAGUACAACGCAUCACAGGGCCUUUGAACCUCUUUGGGUGAUGAUUUUCCAUGAAGAGCUUUCAAUUUUCCAGCCCAACGCUCCAUCAGAGACAUGCAAGAGACCGGCACAUUGCUCUGUCAGACAGCAAUCGUCACGCGUCAAGUAUUGUUGCUUUCCUUGAAGCUAAGUCUUUGAGCUGCUCGUAGUGGGUGUGUUCCUAGUUUCUCACAAGCUACCAACAAUCUGCUUGAGUGUCAGUAUUAGAUCCUGCUGAGAGGAAGGUUCCAGCAGAGUUAGGCCAUGGCUCCAAACUUUCAGACCCGGAGCAUCAGCUUAAAUCCAUUUAGGCGAGACACACGUUCUGGAUAUGAGAGUGCUGUCUACUCGAUGCUUGAAGAUCCAGUGCUCAAAGAUGUCCCGGCCAACCCCUCUGUUGAAGACAUAGAUAAGUUACUGGCUGUUGAAAUGGGGUCGGCAAUGAAGCUGACAAUAAAAAAGCUGGAUGCCACAAGUUUUGAGGUUGCGGUGUUGAGUUCUGCCGAUGUCAGGGACUUGAAGAGGGCCAUAGAGAAGGCGGUGGAUGAAAAGACUGCGGAGGAGUUGGGGCAGCGCAGUGUAUCAUGGAGUCAUGUGUGGGGCAACUUUACGUUGGCAUUCAAGGGGCAGCGGUUCUUGGAUGACGACGCGCCCCUCAGGAAAUAUGACCUGCGGCAUAACGACAUAAUCGACUUCGUCCAUCACAUCCCUUCGAAAGAGGCCGGGGAACAUUCGCAAGCAAAGAAAAGCCGAUUUUUUCACAGUUUAUCUGCUAGGCUUCUACCGAAAAGCCUAAUUGAAUAGGAAGUUGACGCUUAGUUCUUCUCGACUUUGUGCCUGAGAUGAUCGUGAGCUUCAAGAUCUACGUCGAUCUUGAGGCCGGAAUGUCGAAGGGUCUACAGACUGUGCAAGGUGCGCAGCUCGCGAACCAUCAUUCGAUCCAAUUGGACCUUUCUAGUUCAGUACAUAUUUUUGUUGACUCGCGCUUGCCAGUCGCUGCCAACGGAGGCUGUUUAUUCCAGGACAAUAAAGUAGUUCUAGAUAGAGUAUAAAAUCUGUAACUUACAUAGUUGCACUAGCUGCUUUCUAUAUCAAGUUUCGCUUCACUAUAGAGUCGCCCUUCCGAAUCUGUGCAAAGCUCACUAGCUGGCUCCUUAAUUUCGAAGUAUGACGACGGUACCUUUAACAACCCGUCAGCUCAAAAUGGUCGGCCCAGGUGUGGCCGCGAAUUGCCGGGAAGCGGACUGCGUUAGUUGCAAUUCAAUUCUAUAUUGC